CCCGUCUGCAUUUUUGCUGCCAGAUCCUCCUCUUAUGAUUUCAUGUCUGAGUCGCCCGCCAAAUACGAUCCUCGCCGCUUUCACAUCGACAACAGCUGACUGAUCGUGCCAAUGCGCCAGCAUGGAAGCCCAACAGCCCACACCACGGAGCGCGGUUGCGCGAUCGCUAGAAGACGUCGAAUGGCCUGCCGUCCCCAGGCAUGAGAUCAGACCCCACACGCACGAUUUCACCUUGCCAGACCUCAAGACAGUGCUCUCGCCAGACUUUGAGCGCCUGUCCACCCCACGACAUCCCCCAUCGCCGCAGUCUGCGCGUAGCCUACCGCGAAUCGACCUGGGGCACUCGCUCAAUGAGCGCGGAGCCGAUGUGAGGAUGGCGAGUCCACUCGAGUCUGCCAGUGUCAUAAGCCUAGAAGAGAGAAAUGGACGAGCGACAAGUGUGGUAUCAAUGGAGGACCCCGAUGUGAGACUGGCAGCAGAAGCGCUGUCCGGCUUGGGCAAUCCAGAGUACAGUCGUGCUGCCCGGAAUCAGAGCCGACAGAUGUCACAGACGAGCUCGAAGGAACUUUCACAAGCCGAAUAUAGGGAGGACCCGGAGCCGAUCCUAGAGCUUAUAGCGCAAGCCCACCCAUGGGUUGGUGGUGCGGUGAAAACUUCUCUGGCAGCUUAUUCCACAACGAAGGGUUUCACGCCUCGGAUUGUGCAGGGUGCUGCGAGCAUGAUGGAGCGUAAUACUAUCAAUGUAGCAAGCUCGGUAGGAGGCAUCACCGGCAUAGACGCUGGUGUACGCCGCUAUCUACAGUCUCGUCGGCCUGGAGAUAUCGAGAAUGGUUCUGUCGAUAAGCAGGACAUCUCCAUGACGGACGGCGAUGCUCCCAGACAUCUCCACGAAGCACAACUGCCUCCAUAUAGUCGUAGCCGGCCUCCGUCAUACCGCGAAGAAGCCAGUCCGAUGCGGCCUCCACAUUGUCGUAGCUGGAGCUCGCAAUUCUGGGUAACUACUGGUGGGCUCUCUGUCGCACUCAGCUAUACCUCCCGGAAUAGCUUGCGAAUCUGCCUGAGCCUACUGCGUGAUGCUGCAUCGGGCGUGCAGAACCUGAGCAGAGCGCUCCAAAUCUGCCUGGAGCAAUACGAGCAAGCCCGUGACCAGAAAGCUGAAAACGAUGGUGCAAUCUUGGAGAAAGGACAGCGACCAUCUACGCCAGAACGGAACGAACACGCUCGCAGGCUAGCCGAACAGAUUCAAAGAACAUGCGACGAGAUUAUGAAAAAGCUGCACACCGUCGUCAAAGCAGUAUCUGCUUACACUGGAGGAGUGCUGCCUGAGAAUGCCAAGGAGUUUGUUCGAAGGCAGCUCAUGUCGCUACCGGAGCGUUGGCAAAUCGUCUCGAGACAGCAAGCUGUGGCUUCCGAGACCAGUCGAAAUGCGCUCCGGAUGAUUGACUUUGCGAGCGAGGGGCUUGAAGUUAUGAGCCAAGUCAGCGGUGUCUUGAAGGCCACUCUUGACUCUGCUGAGCAAUGGCUCGCGCGAGUCGGUAGAAGCGACAGCAAAAACGACAUGCAGGACGAAGUGAUGGACGACGCUCCACCUCCACCUCCACGCUCUGAUCUGGAGAGGUCAUGAGCAACCAAGCAGACGUGCCGGCUACCAUGUGGUCCUGAGGCAUAGGUACCUUGCAUGAACAUUCGAUACCAGACGAGAUAUCAAACAUACCUGAUGCCGGCGAGCAGGAAAUAGCGAUGCAGGGCUGGCCAUGGUGCACCAGAUGUCGCUGCGACACAACUUUGGCUAACGGGUUCAGACCUUAGACACAGCCAAGACCAAAACAAAAGGUCAGGACGCCAUGCGUGGUCUUCCCGCUACUCGAACAAAAAAGAAGGAAGCGGGAGAGUCAGGCCGUGGUGAUUUUUAAGUGAUAUUCCAACUUACGUUGCGGCGCAGGAAACGUAGCGUGGCGUUCGGCGAGGGUUUGUCUAGGGCCACGAAGUGAUGAGAAAGCGGUGCAAGUUGUAGAUGAAUUGUAUAUUUUAUGCACAAAACUGUAAGAGCUGUAUUGAGUCGAUACUAUUGCGA
Sphaerulina musiva SO2202 is the source of this 2074-nucleotide messenger RNA. Its product is annotated as Opi1-domain-containing protein. Gene Ontology annotation, biological process: regulation of transcription by RNA polymerase II; endoplasmic reticulum unfolded protein response; phospholipid biosynthetic process. The transcript has 2 exons. The coding region runs from base 122 to 1624 and encodes 500 amino acids. NCBI's taxonomy places the organism in Eukaryota, Fungi, Ascomycota, Dothideomycetes, Mycosphaerellales, Mycosphaerellaceae. Gene Ontology annotation, molecular function: transcription corepressor activity. The record is from RefSeq and is a predicted model, not a curated record. Gene Ontology annotation, cellular component: endoplasmic reticulum; nucleus.